CAUAUUAAAUGGAAUUAAUGCAUGUGCAUUUUAAGAAAUUUAAAAAUGACAGUUUGGUGUUUUGUACACCACAAGGGGGAGUCAUAGUUUGAAACACAAGAUAAUUAUUUCUGGAGGGCAGUACGUCUAAAAAGUGGUGGUUUUAAGACAGACACUGAAGAAGAAGUACUUCCGGAAAGCUGUUUCCAUGGCAAUCAAACAUGGCGCCAGGUUUUUUUUCUCUGCAGGAAACCAACCGAUUCUGUCAUCCACUCCUCUGCAACUCCUUUUCUACCUGAACAUAUGGUAUUUUGCAGCUUUUUAUCUGGCAGAGAUCCUCAUGUUUAUCUACAAAGGCAUCAUUCUGCCGUACCCUCCAGAUAAUCUCAUCCUGGACGUUGUGCUUCUGGUCAUCUUACUGGCUCUAGAGACACUCAGGAUAUUUUACGGUUGGAAGGGAAACCUUUGUGAGCGAUCUCUGGCAUUGUGUGCUUCACUUUUCAUGCUCUUCCCCUGUGCUGCGCUUGCCGUGUACUACCUGCUACUGCAGACCUUUGUACUGCGGCUGGAAUUCAUACUUAGUGCUAUUCUUCUCUGCUUCUACGGCCUGGAGCUGCUGCUCGGACUCAUCUCCUUAUCUGCCUUCUCCAGAUCUAAAGUGUACUGAGACCAGCAUGAGUUUACCUAAUUAACAAACAGGAGAACGAAGGCUCUUCCACACCUAAAGUACAUUGUACAAGAAAGUUUUCUUUUUUAAAGCUGUUUCUUUGUAGUGUUUCUUAAGAGUUGUAGAUACUAAUCUGAUUUCUUAAAACAAUAAUCUUUGUUAAAGACAACAGCCUGUGUUAAUAGUAAUUUUUUGUUAGUUUUUUUAUAAAGUGUAAAUAUAAAUAAAGUAUUUUUUGUGUUUCAUAUACAUAUUAAUGACUAGAAAAGUGUAAUAGAGUGAAAAUAAAACAAUAUUUUCAAGGA
This is a messenger RNA of Cynoglossus semilaevis (tongue sole), 951 nucleotides long. RefSeq names its product transmembrane protein 216 (gene tmem216). The transcript has 6 exons. Gene Ontology annotation, cellular component: ciliary transition zone. The coding region runs from base 188 to 646 and encodes 152 amino acids. The record is from RefSeq and is a predicted model, not a curated record. Gene Ontology annotation, biological process: non-motile cilium assembly. NCBI's taxonomy places the organism in Eukaryota, Metazoa, Chordata, Actinopteri, Pleuronectiformes, Cynoglossidae.